AGCAAGCAAGUGCUCGUCCAAUCACUCUGUGUUCGGGUUGAAAUGAGGAAGAUGAGUUUCCAAGUGCUCAUAACUUUUAUAGUUUUGUUAGUGCCUUCACUCUCUUAUUCCCAAUCUUUUGGGAACAUCUUACUCACUCAUCGUAAGAUAUUCCCAAAACAAGAAGCUAUUACCUCUUACGCUGUCAUAUUUGAUGCUGGUAGCACUGGAAGCCGAGUUCAUGUCUUCCAUUUUGACCAGAACUUAGAUCUCCUUCACAUUGGCAACGACCUUGAGUACUAUAAUAAGAUCACACCCGGUUUGAGUGCAUACGCGGACAAUCCACAACAAGCCGCAGCAUCUCUGAUUCCACUCUUAGAGGAAGCUGAAGAUGUAGUUCCUGAGACGCUGCACCCCAAGACACCCCUUAAGCUUGGGGCAACUGCAGGUUUAAGGCUUUUGGAUGGGGAUGCUUCUGAAAAGAUACUGGAAGCGGUUAGGGAAAUGUUCAAGAACAGAAGUUCCCUAAAUGUCCAAUCUGAUGCAGUAUCUAUUAUUGAUGGAACUCAAGAAGGUUCUUAUCUAUGGGUGGCAGUUAAUUAUCUAUUGGGGAAGUUGGGAAAGAAGUUUACAAAGACAAUAGGAGUAAUUGAUCUUGGAGGUGGAUCAGUUCAAAUGGCAUAUGCUGUCUCCAGAUUCACAGCUAAAAAUGCUCCCAAACCACCUCAAGGAGAGGAACCUUACACAAAGAAGAUUGUACUCAAGGGAAAGAAAUACGACCUCUACGUUCACAGUUAUUUGCACUUCGGUAGAGAAGCUUCCCGUGCCGAGAUUUUGAAAGUCACUGGCGGUUCUGCUAACCCAUGCCUUUUAGCUGGAUUUGAUGGGACGUACACGUAUUCUGGAGAGGAGUAUGAGGCCUACGCUCCCACUACUGGUUCCAACUAUGAUGAAUGCAGAGAUAUAAUUCUGAAGGCUCUCAAAGUGGAUGCGCCAUGCGCUAAUCCAAAUUGCACUUUUGGUGGGAUUUGGGAUGGUGGAAAGGGAAGUGGACAGAGAACCAUUUAUGCAACCUCAUCUUUCUAUUAUCUCACUUCAGAGGUUGGUAUCGCGGAUCCAAAUAAACCAAGCUCCAAAAUUCAUCCAGUGGAUUUAGAAAAUGGAGCUAAGAAAGCUUGCGCAUUAACAUUUGAGGAAGCAAAGUCCACUUAUCCACUUCUUGCAGAAGGGAGACUUCCAUAUGUAUGCAUGGACCUUACAUACCAGUAUGCAUUGCUUGUUGAUGGAUUUGGCCUAGAUCCAUUGCAAGAGAUUACAGUGGCAAUUCAAAUUGAAUAUCAAAAUUCCUUGGUGGAAACAGCAUGGCCUCUGGGCACUGCCAUUGAAGCCAUAUCAUCCUUGCCUAAAUUUGAGCGAUUAAUGUAUUUUAUUUGAGCUUCUAGAGAACUUGGGACAUUUUAGCGUUGAUGGCUACUUUUGCCGAAAAGUAAAAUAAAUUUUAUCCCUUUCU
Abrus precatorius (Indian licorice) is the source of this 1489-nucleotide messenger RNA. RefSeq names its product nucleoside-triphosphatase-like. Gene Ontology annotation, biological process: nucleoside diphosphate catabolic process. The record is from RefSeq and is a predicted model, not a curated record. The coding region runs from base 43 to 1413 and encodes 456 amino acids. Gene Ontology annotation, molecular function: nucleoside diphosphate phosphatase activity. NCBI's taxonomy places the organism in Eukaryota, Viridiplantae, Streptophyta, Magnoliopsida, Fabales, Fabaceae. The transcript is spliced from 9 exons. Gene Ontology annotation, cellular component: membrane.